Molecule: messenger RNA, 6658 nt
Organism: Gorilla gorilla gorilla (western lowland gorilla)
Lineage: Eukaryota; Metazoa; Chordata; Mammalia; Primates; Hominidae
Gene: ZNF461
Product: zinc finger protein 461
Exons: 6
Coding region: 4268-5941 (557 amino acids)
Biological process (GO): regulation of DNA-templated transcription
Molecular function (GO): RNA polymerase II cis-regulatory region sequence-specific DNA binding; DNA-binding transcription factor activity, RNA polymerase II-specific
Source: RefSeq, a predicted model, not a curated record
UUAUUUGUUUGUUUGUUUUGAGAUGGAGUCUUGCUCUGUCACCCAGGCUGGAGUGCAGUGGUGCGAUCUCAGCUCACUGCAACCUCUGCCUCCUGGGUUCAAGCAAUUCUCCUGCCUCAGCCUCCCGAGUAGCUGGGAUUACAGGUGCAUGCCACCAUGUUCAGCUAAUUUUUGUAUUUUUAAUAGAGACGGGGUUUUGCCAUGUUGGCCAGGCUGGUCUGGAACUGCUGACCUCAGAUGAUCCACAUGCCUCGGCCUCCCAAAGUGCUGGGAUUACAGGCGUGAGCCACCAUGCCCGGCCCAGUGCAGUAUCUCGUGGAAGGAAAAGGCAAUUGAGAUCCCUGUGAACUAACUUACGAUAUGUGUCUGGAGAGCUGAUAUACUCCUGAGGCAGCACAGUGAAAGCGUAUUACUGGCCUUACCAAUUGAAAGCAAGCUAUUUAUGGUGGUUUUAAAUAACAAGGAUGGAGAAAAAAGCAUUUGCCAGCUCAGUAGCUACACACCAGGUAGCAGAGGAUGUGUUAAUAUCCUUAAGCAACAAAACCACAUUUGGUACAGCAGCUACAACUGGAGUCACCACCUGGUUAAGCUUGUGAUAAUCCAGUGUCAUUCUUCAAGACCCAUUUGUCUUCUGCAGGGCCAAAUAGGCAAGUUGAAUGGUGAUGGGGUGGGAAUCCAUUACUAUUAUUUUGUAAAUAGUAAAUUUUUACUAUUUACAAAAAUAGUAAAAAAAAUUACUAUUUUUCUAGGUGGAGACAGUUUUAGUAGCUUCCACCUGGCCUCUCCCACCAUAACAGCCCUCAGUCCACAGGUCAGGUAAUCAAUGUGGGGAUUCUGCCGGUUACUAAGUAGAUUUAGUCCAAUUAUGUGUAUGGUAUUGGGGAUACAACCACAGAAUGCUUCUGGGACUUGCUGUGCCCAUUGUGAGAUAGACCUGAGCUAAAACUCCAUUCAUCACCUAACUGCCAUAAGCCCCUACUCUGACUGGUAGAUCACAGUGAUGUUUUGGGUCUCCUGGAAUUAAGGUCAGUUCAGAGCCAGUGUCUAAUUUAAAACAAUUUAAUAAAAAUGAAACAAUAAUUUAUUGUGAUAAAGAAUGCAAAAUGGCCAUGAAAGAACAUUUCAAAGAAAAUAUCUGUUACAGGGUAACUAUCUGGGAAGAUGGCUGAUAUUCUUUGAUGGAAGUUAAAUAGAUAGGAAAUCUACUAAAGCGUUAAUUGAUUUGUGUAAGUGGAAGACUUCUAGGUCAAGUGAACAAAAGCAUAACUUGAUUCAUAAAGACAGAAAGUCAGUGUCCCUCAAUGAAUACCCAGACUUGAGCCAGUGAAGAGACCCAGAAGCCCUUGAACGAAGGGGAGGCCAGGUCCCCUUAAGGAAGAGCACCAGUAUACUUCCAGAAAUUUAUACUGUUCAUCUUUCUCCCAGUCUUCCAAAAGGGACCUAUGGCUUUUAUUAGAGUGACUGUGCAGAGACCAACACUGAGUCCCAACAUGGCACCAUUCUCUGGUGGCAGGUUGGUUACAUUGGACUGCUUUUUUCUCACUGAAAUAGACACUAUGGAUAUGGAUUUGCCUUCCUUAUACAAAGUGCUGCCACCAAACUACCCUGAAAAGUAAUCCCUGAAAGGUCUGAUUAUUUAUUUUCCCCACUGUAACGUAUCUAUGGGUCCCAGAUACCUGCAUUCUCUUAUGUAGUUACUACAUUCAUAUAACUUCGCAAUCUUUCAUUCGGAUUUUAAUUCAUGUAACAUUCAAACACACCAAAUCUCACAUGAUCUCCAACUCAAUCAUAAUCCUUUAAAACAUACACAUCAACCUCAAAGCCACAACAGUCUAAUCACGUACUCCUUCACUGUCAUACAAUUCAUCCAGAGACUUGAGCAUAUUCGCAAACCACUUUCACAUAGUCAUCCCUCAGUGUCCCUCCAGGACCCCUCCCUACCAACAUACACAGAUGCUCAAGUCCCUUAUAUAAAAUGCACACAGUAUUUGCAUAUAAUCUAUGGAAAUCCUCCCAUAUUCUUUAAACCCUCUCUAGAUUACUUAUAACACCUAGUAACCAUGUAAAUACUAUGUACAUAGUUGUUAUAUUCUAUUUUUUAGGGCAUGAUGACAAGAAAAAAAAGCCUGUACAAGUUCAGUACAGAUACAAACAUCAACUUCUUUUCCCAGAUAUUUUCAACUGAAGGUUUGUUGAAUCCACAAUGCAAGACCCAUGGAUAGGGAGGGCCAGCUGUACGUGAUACAUUUCACUCUACUUUCUCUCUCACUGACAGUUUCAAGUGCAAACCAUCUCACAUACAUGAAUGAGAAUCAGACACAAGCAGAAUCACUUGUUCUCAAACAAGCACCAUUUCCUCAUAUUACACUUGGUGAUGGAGUUACUGGUCUCUCAGCAAGGUUAAAAAUCCUUACCAUGGAUCUGUCCCUUCUGGCAGAUAACAUGUGCCAGCUUCCACUCCUCUAAGUCGGCUCUGGACUCUCACACACAAACAUACACAGUCACCUCACACCGCUCCUAUGCAUACGUCUAAGGUUCAGGACGCCCUGGUCCAGAGAUCUGUCAUUCAUCCAUCUCAGACCUUCCUGGUCGCAACCAGCUUCUUCCCUUCUCAGGGGCCGCCACAUCACACUAGUCCUCUAAUCAUGGGUGGACCCAGCGCAAAAAGCCUCACACAGAAUGUCACACGAUCCCUGUGCACGUGGCUGCGCUCCUGCAAACGUGGCAAUCACACGGGUCCAGGUGGCCUCUCACAUUUAAGCCACAUCACGUAUCACCCCCACAGGGGCCACUGCGGGAGUGGCGGCGCUCGCCGCAUGAACCCCACGCGGGCAUACAGAACAGCCAUUCUCAAAAAGCCUCAAAACCGUUUCACCACCCAGCGCGGUGGCUCACACCUGUCAUCCAAUACUUUGGCCACCGAGACGGGAGGAUCGCUUGAGCCCAGGAGUUCGAGACCACCAGCCUGGGCAACACAGCGAGACCCUGUCUUUACCAAAAAAAUAAAAAUAAAAUAAAUCGUUUUGGCCUGACCCGGUGGCUCACGCCUGCAAUCCCAGCACUUUGGGAGGUGGAUGCGGGAGGAGCUGAGGAGGUGGAGACUGCAGUGAGCUAGGAUCGCGCCACCGCACUCAGCCCGGGCAACAGGGCAUGAAGACCCCGUCUCAAAAAGAAAAAAAAAAAAAGUUGAGUGAAAUAUAUGACGUACAGUUUUUGUUGUUGUUGUUGUUUGUUUUUUCUUGCCCGGGCAACAGGGCAAGAAGACUCUGUCUCUAAACAAAUAAAUAAAUAAAUAAAUUGAGUCAAAUAUAUGACAUACAGUUUUGUUUGUUUGUUUGAGAAGGAGUUGCUCUUGUUGCCCAGGCUGGAGUGCAAUGGCGCGACCUCGGCUCACCGCAACCUCUGCCUCCCGGGUUCAAGCGAUUCUCCUGCCUCAGCCUCCCGAGUAGCUGGGAUUACAGGCAUGCGCCAUCACGCCCGGCUAAUUUUGUAUUUUUAGUAGAGACGGGGUUUCUCCAUGUUGGUCAGGCUGGUCUCGGUGAUCCGCCCGCCUUGGCGUGAGCCACCGCGCCCGGCCAAAAAAAAAAUUUUUUUUUAAAUCGUUUCACAUACAAAUCUCACGCGCUACACCCUCACCGUCAGUUCAUAUCCACCUUCUCCUCCGGAGUCACCUUCGGACACGCGCACAACAAAACACCUUUCUCACCACAACUCCACAAAGGGAAGCCGGGUUAGUCCGCGCCCGCCGAAAAUUAUCUUCAGCCACAGCCCGCGGAGGCCGCCUUGAGGGGUUCGGGGCAGCCACUGUGCCUAUUCCGAAAUCCGUCCUCAGUGGAACCCGAAGUCCAGAAUCCGAAAACGAACAUUAACAGGUUGGCGUCACUCCAGCUUCGGGUGAAACUGCGCAAGUGCAGCCCGGAGCCCGGCGGAACACACCCGCUCCAGUCCAGGCGCUCUCCCCUCGGACUGCAUUUCCCAGAGGACACUGCUGUCCACAGCUACUUCCGGUAGGAGCCUCGCAGGAAUGGUCUCCGGGUAGAGGCAGGUAAGGAUGUCCCGGGCCGGUGGAGAAGGCAGAGCUGGGCGUGUGGCUUUGCUUGGAAUCCGAAUCAGAGCUUGGACCAGAGCCUUCCCUGAGGAUGCUGAAGCAACACCUUCUUUGGAUUGAGUUUCUUCCAGAGGGAACGAAGAAGAGGAUUAAAUAAUACAUUCAAUUCUAAAAUAAGACAUGGCCCAUUACUAUUAUUUGUCAUUUUAGGAGUUGGUGAUGUUCAGAGAUGUGGCUAUAGAUGUCUCUCAGGAGGAAUGGGAAUGCCUGAACCCAGCGCAGAGGAAUUUGUACAAGGAGGUGAUGUUGGAGAAUUAUAGCAACUUGGUGUCACUUGGACUUUCUGUUUCUAAGCCAGCCGUAAUCUCCUCAUUGGAGCAAGGGAAGGAGCCCUGGAUGGUUGUGAGGGAAGAGACAGGAAGAUGGUGCCCAGGUACAUGGAAAACUUGGGGAUUUCACAAUAAUUUCUUGGACAAUAAUGAGGCUACAGACAUAAAUGCAGACUUGGCAUCCAGAGAUGAGCCCCAGAAGUUAUCUCCAAAAAGGGAUAUUUAUGAAAGAGAAUUAUCCCAGUGGGUUAACAUGGAAGAAUUUAAAAGCCAUAGUCCUGAGAGAUCAAUUUUCAGAGCUAUCUGGGAAGGCAACUGUCAUUUUGAGCAACAUCAGGGACAAGAGGAGGGUUAUUUUAGACAACUUAUGAUUAACCAUGAAAACAUGCCCAUUUUUAGCCAACAUACUUUACUCACUCAAGAAUUUUAUGAUAGAGAGAAAAUCUCUGAAUGUAAAAAGUGUAGAAAAAUCUUCAGUUACCAUUUAUUUUUUAGUCGCCACAAAAGAACUCAUUCUAAAGAACUUUCUGAAUGUAAAGAAUGCACAGAAAUUGUUAAUACACCAUGCCUUUUUAAACAACAGACAAUUCAAAAUGGUGACAAAUGCAAUGAGUGUAAAGAAUGUUGGAAGGCCUUUGUUCAUUGCUCACAACUUAAACAUCUAAGAAUUCAUAAUGGUGAAAAACGCUAUGAAUGUAACGAAUGUGGGAAGGCCUUUAAUUAUGGCUCAGAACUUACUCUACAUCAAAGAAUUCACACUGGUGAGAAACCUUAUGAAUGUAAAGAAUGUGGGAAGGCCUUUAGACAGCGAUCACAGCUUACUCAACAUCAGAGACUUCAUACUGGUGAAAAACCCUAUGAAUGUAAGCAGUGUGGGAAGGCUUUUAUUCGUGGCUUUCAACUUACUGAACAUCUGCGACUCCACACUGGUGAGAAACCUUAUGAAUGUAAAGAAUGUGGAAAGACUUUUAGGCAUCGCUCACAUCUUACUAUACAUCAGAGAAUUCAUACUGGUGAGAAACCCUAUGAAUGUCGGGAAUGUGGGAAAGCCUUUAGCUAUCACUCAAGCUUCUCACACCAUCAGAAAAUUCAUUCUGGCAAGAAACCUUAUGAAUGUCAUGAAUGUGGGAAGGCUUUUUGUGAUGGCUUACAACUAACCCUACAUCAGAGGAUUCAUACUGGUGAGAAACCCUAUGAGUGUAAGGAAUGUGGGAAGACUUUUAGACAGUGUUCACACCUCAAAAGACAUCAGAGAAUUCAUACUGGUGAGAAACCUCAUGAAUGCGUGAUAUGUGGUAAGGCCUUUAGACUUCAUUCACACCUUAUUCAACAUCAAAGAAUUCAUACUGGUGAGAAACCCUAUGAAUGUAAGGAAUGUGGGAAGGCCUUUAGCUAUCAUUCAAGCUUCUCACACCAUCAGAGAAUUCAUUCUGGAAAGAAACCUUAUCAAUGCGGGAAGGCGUUUAAUCAUAGAUUACAACUUAACUUACAUCAGACUCUUCAUACUGGUGAGAAGCCAGUCAGGUUUCCUCUCCUCCCUCCCCAUCCUAGUCUAGCAUCAUGAAAUUUGUUGAUGGAAAUAUACAUUGUAUUUGUUUUAUUUAAGGAAAAAGUUGGUAAGCCACCAGUUUCAUUAGUAUUGAUUUAUUUAAAUAAUCCUUGAAAAUCAAAUGUUUUUAAGUGAGAAAGUGGAAAACUAAUUAAAGUGUAAAUUUUGGUCUCAUUUUAAUGCUGUUUCUGAGUUAUUGUAUUAACCAUUAUUGAGAAUAAAUUUUUUUAUUGAGAAAUUUUCUAAAAUUACGUUUCACUGAAACAGUGAAAUAAAAUGAAAACAAUUUCCUCCCUUCCCUCAAAUCUCUGAGAUAACCAGUAUGUGUAUUUCUUCUUCCUUUAUGCUCAAACAACCUGUACACAGAAAGCGUUUUUUGCAUGUGUUUGGAGGAGCUUUUACCCCCAUACGGACAUUUGACAGCGUCUUGUCCUUUUCAUAAUAAUCCUGAAUACUUUUCCAGGUCAGUACGUAAAGAUGUAACUCAUUCUUUGUAAGGUUCAGAAUAUUUCUAGAAUGGAAUGUAUGUCCGUAUUUUGGGCCAUUACCUACUACAGACAUUGAAGUUGUUUCUAAUGUUCACCUAGAACUCUAAUUUUACCUUCUUUUGUUUCUAUUGUGCAGAUUCCCAACAGUGGGAUUAAAGAGUAUCUGGCAUAUAUAUUUUGACAUUACAUUUAUUUUUUAAAACCUUCUAAAUUUUUUGUUUAAUAAAAGCACACAUUAUAAAAA